Messenger RNA from Exaiptasia diaphana, 1197 nucleotides. Its product is annotated as collectin-12. Lineage: Eukaryota; Metazoa; Cnidaria; Anthozoa; Actiniaria; Aiptasiidae. The coding region runs from base 239 to 1123 and encodes 294 amino acids. The transcript has 5 exons. The record is from RefSeq and is a predicted model, not a curated record.
ACCCCUGCUUUAUAGUAGUUCGAAUAAGAAGUGUUUCUACAUCAGUGAURAUCCCAAAAUAAACUACGAAAACGCGUAAAUGAGAACGAGGCCGAAACCACUGGAAGUAUUCAAAUGAUGUAAGCACCACUAAAAUCCACGUUCCACUAGACAAAACCACUCAACUGUUAAAAUAACAACAUCAUAAGAACAUCAAGUUUCUAGCAAAYAAUUCAAAGUUUAACAUCAAACUGGAAACAUGAGCACGUUUGGACAUAACGGCGUUAUCAAAAACCCAACUUUCGAACACAGCCAGGAUCCUGCUCACAUAGCGGCUGGUAAGGUGUUGGAGGAGAACGGAGUAAGAACAAGUGAACAGGUUACCGAUGGUGGCUUGAAAAUGGGUGCAAAAAUACCACUGGGGCUCAAAAUAAUAGUAUUUCUGUUGUUCCUUAUUGCUGUUGUUGCAUUGGUCUUUACAAUGCUGAUGUACUCGGGCAAGAUUACUCCUCAAACCAGUAAUCCUGACUCUAGUAAUCAAGCCAAAAACCAUCAAGUUGGAUUUGGUCUUUCCAACCAAGAGCUGAAACAACAGAUUGAAAACCUUCAAAAACAAGUCGACCAAAUCAAGAACAUGAGCAAGAUCGACGACAAUGCACUUGAAGAAAAACUACAAAAGAGCAUUAAUAACACCAUUGAUAAAUGCAUGAAUGUGAACACCACAUUGAUUGUAAAGGUUGAUGCUGUAUCUAAGAUGGAAGGACCAAUAGGACCACGUGGUUACAAUGGUAGUCAAGGAAUACAGGGACCUAAGGGCGACAAGGGCGAUACAGGAGCUAAGGGCGAUAAAGGCGACAAGGGCGAUACAGGAGCUAAGGGCGAUAAAGGUGACAAGGGCGAUACAGGAGGUAAGGGUGAUACAGGAAACAAGGGCGACAAGGGUGAUACGGGAGACAAAGGCGACAAAGGUGACAAGGGAGAUACAGGAGCUACAGGAGCAGUGGGUCCACAAGGACCUUCAGGGGCUGGAAAUCUGACGCAGUGUGUCAUAAAAGUUGUACAAUCGACUGGGACGUCUUCURCCGACASKGCAUCUCAAGUAGCAAGGRUAGUAGUGGAACCGGUACGUGUAACUAAGCAAUGACAUAGUGUAUAUACCACUAUAGUUUCAGAUCCGUGAAMUUACACUAAAUGGUAUCAGAUAAUUAUAUAAAAACA